CUUCGCUCCAGGAAAUGUGGGCGAUCUCGCUGGAAUGAGGCGCUUCUCGCGGCCCGGGAAGCAUAUUGGCGCGUCUGUGCUCUACAUUUCCCCGAGAAAUCUUCUGGAGGUGCUCGCUAGCAGGAGAUUUCAUCGCUGGGAACCGCGAGGAGGCCGCGGGAUCGCCUCCUGGGCCGCCGGCGCUGGCGCGGAUCUAAACAGCCAGGCGCUUGAUCUCCUCGACACCACCGAUUGCUUCGCCUUGAUCCGGCUUCUCCAAUCGUGCACGGAUGAGAAAUCUGGGAAGCGAAUCCACGCGCAAAUAGUUUCCAAGGGUCUGGAGCAGGAUCCUCUUCUCGCCUGCCCCAUCGUCCAAAUGUAUCUCCGGUGUGGGAGCUUGACAGAGGCCGAGAGAGUCUUCCAGCGCCUGGCUCACCGCGGAGUCGUCCUGUGGACUUUGAUGAUGGCGAGCUACUCGUCCCGGGGGAAAGAUCGAAUGGUUCUACUGCUCUUCCGGCAAAUGCAGCUAGAGGGCGUCAGGCCUGAUCGAGCUGCGCUCCUCACGGUCCUAAACGCGUUCCAGGGGCCGGAGUUUCUCGUCGAGGCAAGAGCUCUCCACCAUCUUUGCUCGAGCUCUGGUGCCGCAGCAUCCCAGACGCUCGCGAGACUUUCGAGGGGAUCAAAGCUCGCGACGUUGUGUCGUGGAACUCGAUACUUGGUGCGUAUAGCGAGCUCGGGCAAAUGCAAGAGGCUCGAAUGAUCUUUCGGCUCAUGCAGCUCGAGGGUGUGAGGCCCGAGAAGGUUACCUGCGUGACGGUGCUCCAUGCCUGCAACGCUUCGCCGGCUCUGGAAGAUGGGAAGAUCGUUCAUCUCUGCUGUCAACAAGGUGGAUUCGAGAAGGAGAUCAUCGUGGCAAACGCUCUCCUUAACAUGUACGCAAAGUGUGAAGCUCCUGCGGAAGCUCAGAAGGUUUUCGACGAGCUGGAGAAGAAAGAUAUCGUUUCUUGGACGACCAUCGUCUCGGCUUACUCUCUGCAAGGCCAGCACGAGAAGGCUUACGCAAUUUUCAAGAGAAUGGAUCUGGAAGGGGUCCGAGCUGACAGAGUAAGCAUUGUAACGCUGCUCGAGGCCUGCUGCAGCCAAGGAGCUCUAGAAACCGGUAAAGUUUUCCAUGAUCGAGCUCGCGAAUCCGGACUAAACUCCAUUCUUAUGGUCAGGAACGCGGUGAUCAACAUGUAUGGGAAAUGCGGCAGCCUCCAAGAUGCUCGGGAGGUGUUCGACAAGAUGGAUCACAGGGACGUGAUAUCCUGGAACACGAUCAUCGGCAGCUACGCUCAUUCGGGUCUCUGGAGCCAGUCGGUGGAGCUCUUCUUCCUCAUGAAAGACGUGAAACCGGACAACGUGACUCUCAUGACGGUCGCCAACGCAGCCGCGAGUUUACAGGAUAUAACCUCCGGGAAGAAAAUUCACGAGAGGAUCGUGGAACAGGGACUCGAGUUGGAUCCAAUACUCGGCACAGGACUUGUCAACAUGUACGGGAAGUGUGGAUACUUGGAAGAAGCUCGGGACUUGUUCGACAGGAUUCCAGAGAAGAGGCUGGUCUUGUGGAACUGCUUGCUUUCGGCUUACGUCCAGUAUGAGCAACACGAGGAAGCCGUGAAGUUCUUCAAGACGAUGGACAUGGAACCGGACAAGAUCACGUACAUCACAGUGCUAAACGCGUGUGCGGGGCUUUUAUCGCUACGAGAAGGGAAGUCCGUCCACCAGCGAAUAGUCGAGGCCGGGCUCGAGAAAGACGUGUUCGUGGGAACAGCUCUUCUCGACAUGUACGCAAAGUGUGGGACUCUCCAGCAAGCUUUCGACGUCUUUGAGUCGCUGCCGCUGCGAAACAACAUCACCUGGAACAGCAUGGUGGCAGCGUUCGCGCAGCACGGGCGAUCGAUCGAGGCCGUGACGCUCUUCCGAGAGAUGCUCCAGGAAGACAUCCCAGUGGACAAAGUAACUUUCGUCAACGCUCUCGCGGCAUGCAGCCACGGAGGCCUCACCGAAGAAGCGGCGCAGUACUUCACGUCGCUCGUGGUGGAUUUCGAGCUCCAGCCGAGCGUGGAACACUACGGGUGCAUGGUGGAUCUUCUGGGACGACUCGGCUGGCUCGAGGAGGCGGAGAAGUUCAUAGCAGGGAUGCCAGUUCCAGCAAACUCGGUGAUCCUGGCAACGUUCCUAGCGGCAUGCCGAAUGCACGGAGAUAUCGCGCGAGCUAAACGAGUUGUCGAGAAGGCGGUGGGUUUAAAUCCAGGCUCGAGCUCGUCGUCCUACGUUGCCUCCUCUUUCGUAGCACUGUCGAGCAUCUACGCCGAGGGUGGAGAAUUUGAGGACGCAGCGAGCUCGAGAAAGAGGAACAGGGACAGGAGCUCGAGAGGAUGGAGAGAGGUGGGGGAUGAAGUGUGCGAGCUUGAAUUGGGCGAGAAGAUCCACCAGGAGCUCCAGAGGAUGGAUCGAGGCGGGGGAUGAAGCUGUGAGAGGGAUCGAGGCGGGGGAUGAAGGGAGAUCCACCAGGAGCUCCAGAGGAUGGAUCGAGGUGGGGGGAUGAAGCUGGCAAGUUUGAAUCGAGCGAGAGGAUCCACCAGGAGCUCGAGAAGAUGGAUCGAAUCGAGCGAGAAGAUCUACCAAGAGCUCGAGUGGAUGAAUGAUGAAGUUGCCAACUAGACUAUUUUAAAUUUUGAAUUUGGCA
Molecule: messenger RNA, 2710 nt
Organism: Selaginella moellendorffii
Lineage: Eukaryota; Viridiplantae; Streptophyta; Lycopodiopsida; Selaginellales; Selaginellaceae
Product: pentatricopeptide repeat-containing protein At2g13600
Exons: 3
Coding region: 721-2490 (589 amino acids)
Biological process (GO): RNA modification
Molecular function (GO): RNA binding; protein binding
Source: RefSeq, a predicted model, not a curated record